UACAACAUAACAUGCAUAGCAUUUAACCAGAACUAUUAUAUUUCAGUGAUGAACUGACUUUGUAUAUUAAUGUGCCAUAUUUGUUGAAAGGAUAAUUUACUGAAAGAAUGUCGGGAUAUUGUUACAUGUCAUGCAAUAAAACUGACAAUAAAUUGGCCGAAAUGAUAAAAGAGUGCCUUUCUUCUGGACAGUAUGACGUCAUAUCUUCAGGAAGCACCGAAUGUAACUAUCAGAGUCGGAGAACUCGAAUUCUCGACUGUAAAGUGUUCAUUGCCAUUAUAACACCCGAAUUUAUAAAAAAGGACAUUCAUUUGUAUGAACUUUCACUUGCCUUGGAUCUUGGGAGAAAAAUUCUAGUGUUACAACAUGACUUGGUCCAGGAACUUCCCUCACCAUUUCCUGUCUUGCAAUUUGUAAGAUGGCAUCAAGAUUUGUCCAUCUUGGCGAACACAGUUCUCCAGAUACUUCAGGAGAAAGAAAAAGAUUUUCUGGUUGCAAACUAUUUAUUUGACAACGAUGCCCUCAAACGAUUUAUCUGGAAGUUUGAGGAAACACAAAUCGGACGGCAGUUAUACCCUCAUGUAAAAUCGGGGGAAUAUGCAUCAUCAGAACUUCAACUCAUUGACAUUAAAACAACUUUAGUUACUCUCUGUGAGGGCAUCAACAAAAUUCAAGAUUCACCCGCACUAAGGAGAAAAGUAAGCAGACGACAGUUUCCUAGUGACAUCAGGCGCGUGGCACGGCGUUACCAGGAUGUGAUUGCCUAUCCAAUCAUACGUCAGUUCGGUCGCUAUCUUGAUCUUGAGGAGGAUGAGCUUAACGAGGUUGAAAGAUUUUCAGAGUAUGGAACAAAAGAGGCUUUUUGGCAGACUAUCCGUUUCUGGUUGGAAAAGAAGGAUUCCUCGGAACUUACUGUUGGAACGAUCAUAAAAGCAUUGAAGGAGUGUGACGUGAAUCUAAAAGGAAAACAAAUGAGCAAUGCCCAUAGAAAGGUCCUGAGAUCAAAAUUAACUUUCUUAGUUGAUAACAUCCAGACAGAACCAUUGAUUCCUUCUUUGGUAUCAAAACAUGUUCUCUGUGACGUCACAAAAGCGUACGUUACGGCGCCAAAAACAAGGGAUCAGCGGAUUAAUAGACUUGUCGAUGUCCUGAUGACCAAAGAUGACGGACUCUUUGUUUUAUGUGAAAUUCUACGGAAUUCGGGAUAUCAAUUUGUUGCUGAUGAAAUCAAAGGCGAUGUUGAUAAAAUUCAGUCUGUGCAAAAGUCUAUUACAACUAUGAGACCUCAAAGUGGAAGCGUGUCGUCUGAUUGCGAAGCUUUUGUGAAACAACUACUGAAUCGUUUGUCUGCAAGCAGCAACUGUAGCUCAUUAUCCAGCAGACACAACUCUACGUCAUCAACGAAGAUCGCAACUGUUGCACAUAGUGUUAAUAGGAACGACACAAACUGUACAAAAACUGAAGCAGAAUCACGGGUCAAAAGUGAGAGGAAAGUGUUAUGCUCAAAGUGUGAUAGACAAAUCUACAAUGAUAUGACUGGAGCACAUCCGAAAUCUAAAGAUAAAACGAAAAGGAAAGGCUCCUCAACUCGAAAUGAUUGUUGCAUAUUAUUAUAAUAGUUGACAAGAUGGAUAAGUUGAUUUAAUUUUAAACAAAGGUAUUUGAAAAUUUGAUUAAGUCGGUUUAAUUCCACACAUUAAAGUUAAAAAAAAUUGAAUGCAAGUCAAAUUGAUGAAAAGACAUUUUAAAAAAUUACGAUUUAAUUAUCACUAUGAUUCUACCGCUUAUUUACUGGUUAUGACUGGAGUGGUAAUGUUAUAUAAAGAGUGUGAUAAUUAUCAAGAACAUAAAAUAAUUGUUAUAGAACUGUUGAACAGAAUUCUAUUAUUUUUCAGAUGUUGAACAUAUGGUUAAUGCUUUUUAUUAUGUAGUAGUUGUAUAAGUAUUUAUGUUAAUUUUAGAUUUAUAUACA
Messenger RNA from Magallana angulata, 1972 nucleotides. RefSeq lists its product as uncharacterized. The record is from RefSeq and is a predicted model, not a curated record. Gene Ontology annotation, molecular function: protein binding. Gene Ontology annotation, biological process: signal transduction; regulation of apoptotic process. NCBI's taxonomy places the organism in Eukaryota, Metazoa, Mollusca, Bivalvia, Ostreida, Ostreidae. The coding region runs from base 108 to 1616 and encodes 502 amino acids. The transcript has 6 exons.